Messenger RNA from Lethenteron reissneri (Far Eastern brook lamprey), 2275 nucleotides. RefSeq lists its product as uncharacterized. Gene Ontology annotation, cellular component: membrane. NCBI's taxonomy places the organism in Eukaryota, Metazoa, Chordata, Hyperoartia, Petromyzontiformes, Petromyzontidae. The record is from RefSeq and is a predicted model, not a curated record.
CAGACGCCGCGUGCCGGGCCGGGCUACGGCGCCCGCGUGCGCAGCGGGGAGCUCUGCGUGGAGGCGAUGUGCGGCCGCCGUCUGGGACAGAAGCUCACCGUGGGCCCACUCCGCGGGGACGACGCCGGCGGCUACGCGUGCGAGGCCGCCUGGGACCUCCCGCGCUCCGCGGGGGCCACGGGCUCGGGCCGGGGGCCGCGCGCUGUGGCGCGUGCCUACGCCUACGUCCACGUCGACGGCAGCGGAGCCGCGGUCGCGUUCUCGGUCCGCGUGUGGCCACCCGAAGCGUCCUCCGUGGCCGAGGGGCACCGCGCGGAGCUGUGGUGUCUCGUGUCCGGUCUCCCUGCGUUCCGCUCGGCCACGGGUCCCGGCGCCGACUCGGAGUCGAACUCGGCCGUGGCCGUCCGCUGGUUCCACGCCCCGGCGGGAGUCGCGGCCACAGAGAAAGGCUCCGUGCUCCUGAGUCGCACGACGAGUGGCGACGUCUGGGCCCACGAGCGGCACAAGAGCCGCUUCGCGAGCGGCGCCAUCUGCAUGGAGGCCGCGUGCCUCGCCUCGGCGUUCCGUCUCGAGCUCAACGACUUCUCGGCGGGCGACGGCGGCCGCUACUCGUGCGAGGUCCUGGACCGCUCUGGCGAGGAGACCGCCAAGGCCGGCGCCGAGACGCUACUGCUGCUGGGCGAGGGACACGGUGGAGCCGCCACGGCCACGCCGCCGCCGCUGGGGUGGCGUCACGAGGAGGAGUUCUCGGGGGACGGGGAGGAGGGCGGCGAGGGGGCAGAGAUCCCCGCGGGCCUCCUCGGGACGACGACUCCGCCUGGCGCGCUCUUCCCCGCCGAGCACGCGUUCACGGAGGAAGUCUACUUCGGGCCGCUGAGCGCGCGCGUCACCCCACGACCCCUGGUCCACGCGCGCCAGGGCUACCCCCUCGCCCUGGUGUGCGAGGCGGCGGGGGGCGCCGCCACCCCGGGUUCGCUGCCCCCCCCGCACAGCCAAAUCGUCGCGCUGUGGACGCACGCGCCCCUGGGCCACACGGGGCCUCCACGCGCACUCCUCGUGGAGUGGCUGGGAGGGGGAGGAGGAGGGGGAGGAGGAGGAGGGGGAGGAGGCGUCCCAGGGCUGAGAAAGGUGCUGGCCGAGACGCUCUCCGCCAGGCUGUGCCCCGGGGCGCAGGACGGCGAGGCGGACGAGGCGGACGAGGAGGAAGGGGAUGGGGGGCUGCCUUCGCCGCGACAGCGGUGGGGGGCGUCGCGAGAGGAGGGGGGGUGCGCCUGGGGCGCGCGGCGUGCGAGCGUGCUGGCCCUGCGCAGCGCGACGCUGCAGGACGCGGGCUCGUUCGCCUGCGUGCUGCUGGCGCUGGCGCGCGGUCACCGCGUGGUGGCGCGCGCCGUCGACGUCGUCCGCGUGGAGGUCGGCGCCGCUCCUGCUCCGUCGCGUGCGCCGAUCGCAGCGCGCCUCUCUCCCGCGUCGCCCCUCUUCGUGCCGCCGGGUGGCGACGCGACGCUGUGGUGCUCCGUCGACUCCUCCUCCCUCUCCGAGGUGUCCGUCAGCUGGAGCGUCGCCGACGCCGCCGCCUCGUCGUGGACGCCGCUGCUCGGGCUGCGAUCCGACGGGGAGCCCUGGGUGCACGAGCGCUCGAGGUGGCGCCACGCGCUCGGGCGGCUGUGCCCCGACGGGGCGCCCUGCGGCCCGAGCGGCCGCCUGCACCGCCUGGUGCUGCGCGCGUUCGGCGCGGGCGACCAGGGCCGCUACGCGUGCGAGGCGGCGGGGCGCGGGGCGCGGGACGCGGGCCGACUCGUGGCUCGUGACGAGGUCCUGGUGCUGCUGCUGCUGGACGACGGAGCAACGGAUCCGAGCCGAGCGCCGCCUCUGGGCCUCGGCACCGCGACGCGACCCCCCAGCGGCGGGGCCACGGGCGGCCUGCCCGCUGAGGGGGGGCGCAGCGGCGAGGCGCUGCGCCCGGAGGACGUGGGGGGGGGCGCCCUCACCGCCUCACCAGGGGGCCGGGAACGACCGGACCCGAGGGCAGAGACGCCGCCAGGGGGACCCCUGGGCCCUGCCGCGGUAGGGUCCCUGGCGGGGGUCUUCGGGUGCCUCUUGGUCGUGGCCGUCUUUGUCUCCCUGUGCUGCCUGCGGCGAAGAUAUUGGCCGACUCCCUCACAAGCCGGCGCGCCAGGCGGCAUGGCCCUGGCCACCGUCAGCUGAGAGCUGCGACACAGAGACACCCGGGACCCGCUGCUGCUGCUGCGCUGGAGACACCGUGGGGACCCCCCCC